Anarrhichthys ocellatus (wolf-eel) is the source of this 9398-nucleotide messenger RNA. Its product is annotated as cAMP-specific 3',5'-cyclic phosphodiesterase 4B-like. The transcript has 18 exons. The record is from RefSeq and is a predicted model, not a curated record. The coding region runs from base 5190 to 7436 and encodes 748 amino acids. Gene Ontology annotation, molecular function: 3',5'-cyclic-nucleotide phosphodiesterase activity. Gene Ontology annotation, biological process: signal transduction. NCBI's taxonomy places the organism in Eukaryota, Metazoa, Chordata, Actinopteri, Perciformes, Anarhichadidae.
CGCUCUUGGGGUCGGGUAUGGGAACGAGCGCGAAUGGCACAAAUGGAACCUGAUAAAAAGGGGCGCGUGCUUCAGAAGCGCGGCAGAGAAACGGGAGACCACACGGUUUACCACAACCACACCAGCGCGUGGGACAGCAGAUAAUCCCCUCGGUCGACAGUCUGCUGACGUGAAUUCUCGCCCAUCCUCUCAACACUGGCUCAAGGAGAAGAGGUUCAGCUGUGAAUACAUUUUAUUAUAGUGUCUGGGUGGGAAUAUGGUGAAAAAGGCUUCCAGCUAAAAAGUAAGUGGUGUGAAAGAUUUAUUCAUUGGUUUUCAAGCAGAACAUGUUAUUUUUCCAUGUGCUAUGGAGCUAUUGGUUGAAAUAAACAACACUAAGUCUACAGCACAUUAGGUUAGUCAGUAUUAAAGAUGAUCCUUUCUAGCAUUUGUAACAUUUGUACCGCAAUCCACAAAGAAAUAGUUUUUGAUGUCCGCCACUCGUGUGUCCCACGGAACAGAUACUUAGAUUUAGGGGUACCAAAUGUAUAACUGUCACAUACCACCCCCGGUAGGUUUGGUUCUCCAGAAGACCAUCAAUAGAUGUAUAACAAUAAACACAAGAGUACUCAUUCUAUGUUAGCAUACGUUUUAUUUAUGUGUUAUUUACACUGGCCAUGACCUCUCUCGUGGUAUAAAUGUAGGGUGAAAGUUGUACAGUGGGGGGGGGGGUCCAGGAUUAAUAUUAUAGGGGCACUGCCCACCCACCCUUUACCCAUUACUCUCACAGAGACCCCUCAGGUUUUUUCACGCUUCAAAUCUAUUUGUGUCAGGUUUAGUCGAGUACUCUGCAUAGACAGCUGUUUAAAUCACUCUUGAAUAUCCCGCUGUAUACGUCUAUUGAACUUAUUAACAGCAUCUACAGGGAUUGAUCAAGGCUCCCAGUCUGUCUGUGAGCUUGUCUGUGAGCUUCAGGCAGAUUCCACUAAUUCGCUUCGGUGGGCGAAUCUCACGUCACGGCUUUCGUCUCGCUUCCAACGGGAGCUUCUCAGAAAGAUCAGGUGUAGUGGUGCAACAGGGGAAAAUGACUGUGGGGCGACAUUACUUUCUGAUUCGUUGAUUGAGUGUUUCGAUGGCAUUUACUGGAAGGAACGCCAGGCUGCAGCACAUGAAAAAAUGAACUUGCUUGACGUCAUUAUGUAUGACUUUCCAAACAGAUUUAUUCAAUUUGUUUGUUACGACCCACUUUAACCCGGCAUAUAUGUAUGAAUGUGAUUGGGAGCAUGCCCUUGCAGCCCUGAUAUAGAUAUUAAUACAGAUUUACUGAUUGAUUCACUUCAACCUCAGAGUGUCUCAAAGGAGCACAGGUCAAAGCAGCACACUGAUUCAUUUCUGUCUCGGCUGUCAUCUGAGGGAUUUACAGCCAUGUUGACAUGGAGGGUGCCAACUGGUGACACUCACCAAAGGCCCCCUCUGUGCCCCGAAUCCUGCCAACUCUGCCAAGCCUUCUGUUACCUCCUUACUCUCCAAGUCAUUUGUUAUAAUUCACCCCAAAAGCUUUAAUCAUUGUAGCUGGCAAUGGCAAGGUUUGUGAAUGGAUAACUGAUGAAGUGCUGACACAGACAGUACUUCAAUCACGAUACCUCCAAUGGAAGUUGAACUGGGCGAUUUGAGUACGUUGGGGUAAUUAGUUUAUGUGUGUGUGGGUGUUUAACGCCGUCAUAAUUAUUGGGCUGUUCAAACUCCAAUCAAGUGAUUCAUCCAGAGUCACAGUUGCCAUGUGUCCUGGCCCACCAAUUAUUUCUCAUUUCUUUCUUUUAUCUUUUAAAUGGUUUGAUAGGUCUCUGACAUAGCGCAUAGUUGAACAGCACUACAUGUAAGUAAACCAAUUCGUGUUUAGCAAUCAAUUUGUUGCCUUUGUUACAUGUUUUUGCCGGUUUCUUACAUUUGUCUUUCCGUUUUAAGUAAAACGCUUCUGUGUGUAUUUGGGCACAGCAGUCACCGACCUCUCGUUGCUGGGGUAACCUGAAGGCUUAUUUCAUCCAUCUUAUUUUCCUUUUACUGGUCAUUAACCAGUAGUAGGCUGGGUAGUGUAGUAGCCUUAGGUCCUAGCUGGGUUAGCCUAGCUCCCAUCUCGGCUCUCCUCCCCGGGGCAGUUGACUUCGCUUUCGGUGGUGUUUGGUCUGGCAGGUAUUGCUCGGUGGUCCACGGUGGGCGGUGAUCGUCUCAAGGUCUGCUGCACUUUAUCCAAUCCCCGCACUUCCUUUUCUGAUGUUGAUUAAUGUACAGUAUUCUGUCAUUUGACACAAGUGCUACAGCAAUUAAACACGAAAACACAACAAAUCAAAUUCAUGGGAGCUCCUGGCCGCAGCAUGUACACGCACCAGCGUUGCCAUAUUUAUAUUUGUUUGCUACAUCCUAAACCAAUAAAGACAGUUUGUACUGUGUUUGAAAGAGCAACUUUCUCAUGACUCGAUUAGGGAUGAUAUUUGCCUCGGCAAUAUGACAAACAAAUGGUCUUCUGACAAGUAGCCCGAUUGAAACGGACUCAGAGUCUCUCUCUCUCUGUCUCUCUCUGUAUGUGUGUGUGUGUGUGUGUGUGUGCGUGUGUGUGUGUGUGCGUGUGUGCGUGUGUGUGUCUGUGCAAUGGGUUCCCUGCAUGUGGCCUCCACGCUGACAUCAUCUCUCAGCUGCCACAAAUGUGUGUUGUUUCGCUUCCUCCUCAACAAACUCCUCCCAGCGUUCACCCGUCUCAAAAGUUCCUUUCUACUGGAGUCUGCUUCACUGCACUGAAUGCAAACACAAAAAGCAAAGUUUCCAUUGUGGCUGUUGGGAUUCUUUUAGCGACAAGUUAUUCAAGUUGACAAGUGUUUGACAUUUUCAUAGAGCUAAUAUGGCUUUGGGGUGAGUGUUAGAAACAAUGGACAACUGUUGAAUGAUGUUUGAUAGGUUUCUACUUAGAUUACAUGAUAGAAGCAAUUAUGUUGACUUUAUUGAGCUAGUUAUUCUUGUCGAUCAAUGGAGGAGCUCUGGCGAUGUAAACUUUGUCUGUCCCUCUCUCUGUCAUAGAUGUAGACAUAAUACUUUUAAUAAGCUAGAAUGUAUAAAUUAAUUUAUGGUUGUUAUUAUUGCAAUUCUGACACCUGCAAGAAGUGCAUCAGCUGCUUUGUGUGUCGGACAUGCCCACACAAACGGUGUGGGAACGAGGGAUAAGAUUAGAAAAGAGUUUUUGCCUUAAAACAUUUAAUAUUUAUGUGGUGUAUGAAUUACAUUAAAAUGGAUUUGUCAAAAUUUUGAUCUAAUCUGCAGAUGGGACCAAAGAGACCUGACCUGACUAGCAAACGGCACCCAGUGAAUACAGCUGGCGUGUUGUAGCUGUUCAUGGGAGUCUGCUAGCAACCUCAGCGUUUCCCCAACCAUUAUAUUAGGGGGGCGCCCCGCAUCCCUUUGAAGAUCAAUUUAAUUUAAUUUUAUUUUCUAUAUAGCGCCAGAUCACAACAGAAGUCAUUUAAGGUUACCUUUCCUGUAGAACAGGUCUACACCGUGUUCUGUUAUUAAACAAACUAAAUAGCCUUAUGCUAUUUAUCUUAUUUACACGACGGCAUGUCAUUUCUCUCUCUACAUGGUCGCGCGUUGACAAUUCUCCUCUCUGCUCUCUGUAUCGUGCACAGCGGAGUUCCGCCCAGAUGCAUGCAUGCACACACACGCACACACACACGCACACACACAGACACGUGUGUUUUUUAAACGCUCCCAUGUGGUGAAGAUGGCAAGUGUUGCCUGCUGUCAUUAAAAGACACACAUGAACACCAUGAUCUCCCCCCCCCCCUGUAAACCCAGGGGAAACACUGAACCAGCAACUCAGUUUAUAAAUAUUGUUUGUUUCUAUAUCGGAUCAAUUAUUCAUGUAGAUAUUUCAGAAAUUAGCAAAAUACAGUGUCAAUAAGUCUGUCCAUAUCUGUGGGUCAUAUAUUUUGUUUUAAAUCAAAUUCACCUGGUUAUGUCUAGCUAUGUUUGUAAUACAUUUUCAGCCACAUAAAUAGUCAGUAAGUGAUCCAGUGUGUAGGUGUGAUUUGCAUUAUGAGCAAUAAUACAUUUGAUUUUAAUAUUCGUUUUCUGUUGUCAACAUGCAUCAUGCCAUCUGUGCUGUUAUAAUGUAAAUACUUUGACCGUUUAAUCAAAAGACGACUGUGAGUUUGAAGACUUUGUGCUUCUGGCAGUUCAAUCUGUAACUGGGGGCCAAAAGAGACGAGGUCUACCUUAUUCUUCUUUUUCUUCUAUUUGCUUUGACGGUGAUUUUUUUUUUUUUAAGAUUAGGAAUCGAAUAUAAACAGGAAGAUGCUUAAAUGCUUUCAAAAUGCAACAUGAUAUCAGUAAAAUGAGUGAGAUGCAAUAUGAUGGAACACUGAGGUCUGGUCUUUGAACUAAAUAUAAAGUGUAAUGUGAGCUGUAUCUCAGUUCAGUGAGCUGUGUUUCAGUCCUUUCAGUGAGAACCACAGCAUUCUGUUGUUCAAGGUCAGAAGGAGAAUCUGUUUGAUCUUAGAUGCAUUUUCGUGGCGAUAAAACAAGAUUGCAUAACCUCUUUUUAUUUGGUCACAAAAGUUCAGCUCGGUGUCUAAACCUAAGGCUUCGUGGAGAUAUCUGGAUGCUGAGCAUCAGUGCCAGAAAAGCAAUUUUUAUAUUGGUUUAGACACAUGAUGCUGUCACUGGACAUCGGUGUUCAAAUUACACUUCCCGAUGUGUGAAUAGAGUGCUGCAGGGAUGAUGUUUGUUGGCCAACCUGGAAGUUAGCAUCGUACUGGUUCCCUCAACAAAAAUCCAAUGGGACAUUGUAAUUGGAUUAUUACAUGUGUUGUUUGGGAACUGAAAAGUGCAUAAAUGCUGAUUUAUGUACAGUUUUGUGGACUCAUUUCUGCACCACUCUAUUAAGCGGGUGUUGGUGAUGUUUUGAUUGAAUGGAUGUGGGCAGGCCCAACAGACAAACAGCGUCGGCUGCAGUUUUCAACAGCUGUCUUGUCUUGUGACCAGUACUGCUUACUUCUCCAUUUUGCACUCACAAUUUGACAAGUGAAUAUUUUGAAGGGUUAUACAGAAUACAUCGAAACUGGGCGUACUGGUGAAGCUGCCCGAAGCAGGAAAGAGCUGUGUUUUUUGGAGAACGGAUCAGAGACAGGAGGAGAGAGAGAGGAUCUGGCUGAACAUCCCUCAGGAUGAAGAAAAGCAGGAGUGCCCAGGGGGAUGUACCAGGCGAUGAGCCGUCUGUGGGACAAUUUGCCAGCGGCAGCACACUCGGGGUGGAAUCGUGCAAAGUCCACAGGCGGUUUUCUGGCAACCUGCAGCUGCCUCCUUUGUCAUGGCGACAGGUGGAAACGGAGAGGGACCGGGUCAGGUCGCUCACACCUGAAGAAGAUCCGGUGACCCGGACCAGACCCACGAGUCUGCCCAUCUCCUCUCUGCCGCGCAUCGACAUCACACAGGCGGACCCUGACAGCUUUGAAGGGGAAAAUGGUCCCUCGUUGUGCUGCAGUCCCUCAGACCUGCAGGCCUCCCCGGUUUCAGGUCUGGCGCUGCAUCCCAACGUGGCGGGCCACGGUCAGCGCCGGGAGUCCUUCCUGUACCGGUCCGACAGCGACUACGAACUGUCGCCGAAGUCCUUGUCUCGGAACUCUUCCAUUUUUGGAGACCUGCAUGGAGAGGACAUGAUUGUGACUCCAUUUGCUCAGGUUCUGGCAAGCCUUCGGACUGUCAGGAACAAUUUCACCACCUUAACAAAUGUCCAGUGUGCAUCCAAUAAGAGGUCUCCUGCUGCGAAUCAGCCUUCUCUCACCAAAGUCUGUCUGUCAGAUGAGUCUUACCAGAAGCUGUCUAUGGAGACCAUGGAGGAGCUGGACUGGUGUCUGGACCAGUUGGAGACCAUCCAGACCUACCGCUCUGUCAGCGACAUGGCCUCUAACAAGUUCAAGAGGAUGCUGAACCGGGAGCUAAGCCACCUGUCUGAGAUGAGUCGCUCAGGCAACCAAGUUUCAGAGUACAUCUCCAACACCUUCCUAGACAAGCAUAAUGAGUUGGAACUUCCGUGUCCAGUUCCUAAGUCGAGGGAAAGGAAGAGGAGACAGGGCCAAAAGCAGCAGCAACAGCAGCAGCAGCAACCGGGUGGGAUGAUGACUCAGAUCAGUGGGGUGAGGAAGGUCAGCAACACACCCAGCAUCCCUGGAACCACCAGCAAUCGCUUUGGGGUCAAGACGGACCAGGAGGAACUCCUGUCGAAGGACCUGGAGGACAUAAACAAAUGGGGCCUAAAUAUCUUCAAAGUGACCGAGCACUCCCACAACCGACCGCUCACAUGCAUCAUGUACUCCAUCUUUCAGGAGCGAGACCUGAUGAGGACGUUCAAGAUUCCAACUGACACCUUUGUGACGUUCAUGCUGACCUUGGAGGACCACUAUCACUCCGACAUGGCUUACCACAACAGCCUGCACGCCGCUGACGUAGCCCAGUCCACACACAUCCUCCUGUCAACUCCUGCACUGGAUGCGGUCUUCACAGAUCUGGAGAUCUUGGCAGCCAUUUUUGCUGCAGCCAUUCACGACGUGGACCACCCAGGAGUGUCAAACCAGUUCCUCAUCAACACCAACUCCGAGCUGGCUCUGAUGUACAACGAUGAGUCGGUGCUGGAGAACCACCACCUGGCUGUGGGUUUCAAACUGCUGCAGGAGGACAACUGCGACAUCUUCCAGAACCUCACCAAGAAACAGAGGCAGACGCUCCGGAGGAUGGUCAUCGACAUGGUGCUGGCAACUGACAUGUCUAAACACAUGAGCCUGCUAGCUAAUCUGAAGACGAUGGUGGAAACCAAGAAAGUGACGAGCUCUGGAGUUCUGCUGUUGGACAACUACACCGACAGGAUGCAGGUUUUGCGUAACAUGGUUCACUGUGCGGACCUGAGCAACCCGACUAAGCCUCUGGAUCUGUACCGGCAGUGGACAGACAGGAUCAUGAAUGAGUUUUUCCACCAGGGAGACAGGGAGAGAGAACGGGGAAUGGAGAUCAGUCCAAUGUGCGACAAACACACAGCUUCGGUGGAGAGAACACAGGUUGGUUUCAUCGAUUAUAUUGUCCACCCUCUGUGGGAGACGUGGGCCGACCUGGUCCACCCCGACGCCCAGGACAUCCUGGACACACUGGAGGACAACAGGAACUGGUACCAGCGCAUGAUCCCCCAGAGUCCCUCCCCUCCGUUCGACUCCAGUGACGGGGAGGGCGGCUCGCUUGAGGAGGAGGUGGAGGGGGGACCUGUGGCGAGUAAAUUUCAGUUUGAGCUGACGCUGGAUGACCAGGGUGGAGACGGGGAGAGCUCCAUGAUGGAGAUGACUGUCAGUGUGAUACCCCAACAACAUGCCUCCGAUCAGGACGGGGUUGAAAUGACGACGUGUGACGUCUCACCUGCGGAAACAUAGCUGAACUGAUGGUGUUCUCAGAGCGCAGCAUGUUUUGCUGUUUUGGCUGAAAUCAUUUAAUUGCAGUAGAGCAAUCCUGCAAUAUCGCUCUUUGGAGCUGCCUGGCAAAGAGAGCCUGACUGAAUGUUGGGCACCCGUGCAAACGAGGCUUGGAAACCCCUUUGGCAGUUUGUUUUGAGCCCCCGAGAAGGGAGCCGGAAGAGGUGUGUUCUUUAAAGAAGGGACCACCGUCAGACUGCAGAGGCAGGGCUGAAUCUCACAGACAAAGAAGGAGGACAAUAUGUGUCCGUGUACUGGGACGAGUACAAAUUCCAAACUUGCACUUCAGGACGUUUUUUUAUGUUCAUUUUAAUUAUUUGUAUUGUGUCGGGAUGGGAUGCCACCUGGUAAGAUGUCCAACCAAAAACUACUCGUCAGCAAGUUAUUUGUACCCAAGUAGUUUUUUUCUAAAGUUUUGUGCCUUUUUUUUUUUUUUUUUUAACAACUGUUUCUUUUUGUAAGUGUUUUUAUAAUUUAUUGAACUUGUUCAUGUAGCUGUAAAAUGUGUCAACUUUUCUACAAUAAGGACGCGUUUCUCUCACACAGUCUUCCUCGUGUUCUGGCAAUAGUAUAAACUUGUUCAGUGGAUGUAUUUCUAAAAUCAGACGACUUCCCAGCACAAUUUGCACUUUGUGCCAUCUGACAAAGAGACAUUAAAGUAAACAUGUAAAACAUGUUUGGUUUUUUUUCUCCAAUAAUUCAUUUCAUAAGCAAUUUAAUUCUUUGAAAAGGUAAAAAAAACAAAAACAUUUUGUAUUUUUGAGUCCAAAAACAUCUCAAGAGAAACAAAACUCCAAAGAUCCUGUAAAGAAAGCACUUUGAUGAUUUCAUUGCUUGAAGAGUCAGUAGUGAAACAAAUCAUCCUGCUACAUGUCAGGGAUCAGUUUCACUUCUGGUCAGAAGUUUGAAGAGUUCAGGCAAAUGAAAGCCGAUUAUUUAGUGAAUUUCACCAUAAAUAUCUCACAUAAAGGUUAGAAAUCUGUUUCCGCCUUGUAAUCCCCGGUUUCGUCAGCUCACACACACCUGUUGUGUUAACAGCAUUCUUAUGAAUAGGCUUCACGCCGUGACUCAUUUUGAGUUCUGAGUGACUGUAGACUGUGCACAUUUUAAAAAGACACCUAUUGGUAAUAUAAUAAUUGUAUCUUGUAGUUUUUAUUCCAGCACUUUGAAUAUGUCGACAGUUUGCAGCUGGUUGCUGAUCUGUCCAACACUACCUUAAAGGUACCACAAUGUAAGGUGCAACCUUCACAAUAAAGGGUGGGGGGGGUGCCAAUAUCGUGUCAUGACAUGAUACCUCCGGUGUGUGUGUGUGUGUGUGUGUGUGUGCGCGUGUGUGUGUGUGUGUGUGUGUAAACAGAGUUGCACAAUCUUGUUGCACCCAGCGUUGUGCCGACCCUUCAGCUGUUUGUAACACUAUUUAUUAUCUUUCUCCUUGUAUAUGAUGAUAUUGAUUGUUAAUAUUUCCUGUAUAUUUGUUAUUAUUUAUAUGCACUACCAAGUAUCAAAUCACAGUUUGAGUGAACUUGUCUGGUGGUUCUGUUUUAUUGUAUUCAGCGAGCCGUUUUGCUAUACGACCGUGACAUGAAGUUAUGCAGCUCAAUUUUGAUCAUUUGAGAUGUUUUAUUUUGAAAUUCUAGCCAGAGAAUUGUGAACAGUCUGAAGCAACCGCAGCUGGUGUGGUGCAGAAGAAGUCUGGCGUUUUGUUUUUUUCUUUUGUUCCUGGUGGAUGAUGAAGGCUGGAUAUUUACUGCAGUAUUUUGUGUAUGGUGACUGGUCAUUGUACAGCUAUAUUUGCUGGAAUAUAUUACAUUGUUUCAAAUAUAUUUUUUCAGUGUUUUUCCUCACAUUAUAUGGUAAAAUUGUGUAUGUUGUGCUCAACAAAUGUUUUCUAUCAGAUUAAUAAAAUGGGCAUGUAUUACAGAA